AUGGUGUUGAACAGGAUAUCAGACGCCGUUCGCGCUGGGAAGUCAGAAUUCCAUAGACCGAAAUCAAAUGUGCGAAAAGGGAACGUUUACCGGCUGCCAACCAACAGGGCAUGGGUACUUGGUACUUGGUACUUGCAGGCUUGCCUGGCUCGUGCCUAUCUUCCUCGGACAGACCAUAAGCAGACAGGCAUGCGUAGCCACGGCUGCAAGGCUGCCCUGGGAUGGGCAACAUGGGUCAGAAACGGCCAGGCUGGGUCCCGAGUAGUAUUCGCGCAAAGCAACCUGGUGUGCAAUUGGAUGCAUGCCAAAAACCAAUCGACUGACUUGUACGACGUGCAACCUGCAUGGUUGAAGUGGUACAUUGCUGCAGAGGCCCAGUUUUCCAAUACUUAUUCUCGCCGUGGCAUGGAAUGGUUAAAGAUAUGGAAAACUGAGCCCAUUGGUGACAAGGUUUGA
Molecule: messenger RNA, 456 nt
Organism: Pseudomassariella vexata
Lineage: Eukaryota; Fungi; Ascomycota; Sordariomycetes; Amphisphaeriales; Pseudomassariaceae
Exons: 3
Coding region: 1-456 (151 amino acids)
Source: RefSeq, a predicted model, not a curated record